This is a messenger RNA of Chinchilla lanigera (long-tailed chinchilla), 5113 nucleotides long. It is a transcript of the gene Efcab6, whose product is annotated as EF-hand calcium binding domain 6. The coding region runs from base 289 to 4845 and encodes 1518 amino acids. The record is from RefSeq and is a predicted model, not a curated record. The transcript is spliced from 33 exons. Gene Ontology annotation, cellular component: nucleoplasm. Gene Ontology annotation, molecular function: calcium ion binding. NCBI's taxonomy places the organism in Eukaryota, Metazoa, Chordata, Mammalia, Rodentia, Chinchillidae.
UGGAGACCGAAAUGGGCUGGGCCUCCGAGGCCCAGGCUACGGGUCCGCGCGCAGGUGUAGGUCGAGCGAGGCCGAGACUCUGAGCCGGGGCCGGGAAGUCUCUGAGGCAGCGUACAGACUGGGAUUCCCACAGCAGAGCAGCACCUGCAGACAGAACCAGCUCCUCAGAGAUGUCCAGUAUCCUGGUGUCUGCCCACCCCAAGGAUCUGGCAUUAACAAGGCAGUCGCUUGAGUAGAGCUUCUUCUCAGAAUUCUCUCCAAUUCUGAAAUAUUUUAUUGUGAAGAAAAAUGAAGCGAAAUAGCACCAAAGGCAACAGCACCAAAUCGGGCAGCACCAAAGCCAGGAAUUUAAUGAACAAAAUGAUGAAUGUGCCAGAUUGGCGCGCUUUGUAUCCUCCCAUCCGAAAGUUCACAAGUUCAAGACCCCAUUCUUCACCGUGCAGAGUAUAUUCGAAGAAUGGUUUCCAAAAUAUGUUAAGACCUUCGUCUUCACCCUCAGCUGCUGCAAAUCCAGUGCUGUCCUUCUUAGAUGUUAAGCGGAUUUUAUUUCAAAAAAUCACUGACAAAAAGGAUGAAUUGAAAAAAGCCUUCCAGCUGCUCGAUACUGGCCAGGACCUGACGGUGACAAGGGGCGAGCUGAAGAGAAUAAUCGCCACCUUCCUGCUCCCGCUCACCAGGGAGCAGUUCCAGGAUGUGCUGGCCCAGAUCCCUCUCACGAGCUCUGGUGGUGUACCGUACUUUGAGUUCCUGUCCAGGUUUGGUGGAACUGACCUAAAUAUAAAUGUCAUAAAGAGGGGAGUAGGGAAUGAAAUGGACCGCUGCCGGACACUGAAAGAACUUGAGAUGCAAGUCGGAGAAAAGAUUUUCAAAAACCUGAAAACGGUCACCAAAGCCUUUCAGCUCAUCGACGUUAACCACAGGGGCCUGGUGCAGCCGCAGGAGCUGAGGAGGGUGCUGGAGACCUUCUGCCUGAGGAUGACAGAGGAGGAAUACCGGAAGUUCUCAAAGCACUACAACAUUGAUAAAGACCCUGUGGUGGAUUACAGUCUGUUUUUGAAGAACCUCAGCAAAAGUAAUGACCUGCAUCUGAGAUAUUUUAUGGCGAACCCAGAAGUCUCACCAGAGAGUCAACAAGCCAGAACUUCCAAGAGAGAACAGUUCCUCAUUUCUGAACCACCUGAAGAGAGCUGGAGCAACUACUCCUUAGAUGACGUUGAGAGGACCUUCUGCCAGGAGUUUUCAAAGUCUGUUGAUAAGAUUGAAAAAGCCCUCAGUGCCGGCGACCCCUCCAGAGGUGGCUACGUCUCCUUGAAUUAUCUCAAGAUUGUCCUUGACACCUUUGUCUACCGGCUACCAAGGAGAAUUUUCCUCCAGUUAAUGAAAAGAUUUGGAUUUAAAACCACCAGUAGAAUCAAUUGGAAGCAAUUUUUAACAUCAUUUUAUGAGCUUCAGAGAUCGGAAGUUAAUAACAUAGUUCCCCCCCUAAAAAGAGAUUGCAUCAAUGCUGGAAAUCAGUCUGGGAAGGAAAGCGCUGUCACAAAGGUGCUCAGACACGCCGAGUACAGCUGCGGGGCUCUGAAGAAGGCCUUACUGAUGACCGGCGCCUCUAAACCCAACGGAGAGAUAACAGGGGAAGAAUUGAGACAGAUUCUAAGUUCCACGGUUGUAAAAUUAAGUGACUCAGAAUUCAAAGAGCUCAUGAAAACGCUAGACUCCAGGGGCACUGGAAUGGUCGCAGUCAGCUCCUUCUUUGACCUGCUUGAAGGGGACCCUAAGAUGAGAAAAGCCUCCUCUCCCUGUACAGGCGCUAAGACACCACUUUCCUUGGCGUGGGAUUCAGUGGAAGAAAUGGUUCAUGAUGCAGUUGCUAAGAAUCUACAAGCUUUUUGUAACAUGCUGCAGUCAUAUGACCUCAGAGACACAGGGUUCAUCACUCGGAAUCAUUUCAAGAAAGUCAUGCGCAUAUUCUGUCCAUUUUUAACAAAUAAACAUUUAAUAAAACUCUGCUGUAAGUUUCAAGAUAUGACUUCAGAAAACAUCCUUUACAAGAAGUUUUUGGCAUGCUUCAGAAUAAAUGCCCCCCCUAUGGUCUCUCCGGUUCUUGUUCCAGAGGAUCAGUCGAGAGAACGCUUUCAGAAAGGAGGAGAGUGGCAGCCGGCCCUCUCUGAGAGGACGGAGCCCACCAGGAACAGGACCAAGAACAUGACCAAAGAUGAAGUCACUGAAAAACUCAAAAGCUAUAUCAAGUGGCAGGACCCAGCGUUCAGAAAGCGAUUCCUGGACGUCAGCCAGGGCCUUCACAGGAAGAUCAGCCUGCGUGACUUCAGGAAGGUGCUAGAAGCCAGCGGGAUGCCCAUGGAUGAGGAGCAGUUUUGGCUGCUGGCUACGAAAAUCGGCUAUAAGAAGGAAGGGAUGAGCUACCUCGACUUCACAGCAGGAUUCGAAGAGGCUAAAACAAAUGGGCCAGCUGCGACGCCACCCCAGACUCCGAUUUCUUCAAAAAAUCACCUGAAUGGCCACUUCAUCACUGCUGAAGAAUGCCUGAAACUCUUCCCCAAGAGACUGAAGGAGUCCUUCCGGGACCCCUACUCUGCCUUCUUUAAAAUAGACAGUGACAGGGAUGGCAUAAUCAACAUGCGUGAUCUUCACAGAUUGCUUCAGCGGCUGCUCUUCAACCUGAAAGACGAGGAGUUUGAGCGCCUCCUUGGCCUUCUUGGUUUGAGACUUAGCGUCACCUUAAACUUCCGGGAAUUUCAAAAUCUAUGUGAGAAGGGCCCCUCCCGGAUGGAUGACGCACCCCAAAGGCUCAUUAGACCCAAACAGAAAGUCGCAGAUUCAGAACUAGCCUGUGAGCAGGCUCAUCAGUAUCUUGUCAUCAAAGCAAAGAACAGAUGGGCGGACUUGUCCAAGAACUUUAUAGAAACUGAUACCGAGGGCAAUGGCAUUCUUCGACGACGGGAUGUAAAGAAUGCCCUGUAUGGCUUUGACAUUCCCCUCACACCAAGAGAAUUUGAGAAGCUUUGGCAAAGCUACGACACUGAGGGAAGAGGGUACAUUACUUACCAAGAGUUUUUACAGAAACUGGGUAUUAACUACUCACCAACAGUCCACCGGCCCUAUGCAGAAGAUUACUUCAACUUCUUGGGUCACUUCACGAAGCCCCAGCAGAUACAAGAAGAGAUCCAGGAGCUGCAGCAGAGCACAGAAAAAGAAAAAGAGCACAUGCCAGCCGGGGAUCAUCUUGUGGACCACUUUGAAGACAUCAGCAAAGUACUCAGCGCACUGGAUAAAUCCCAGUCCGGCUCCGUGUCCCUCUGCAAGAUGCAGCAGGUGUUGCAGGAGUGCGGCUGUCCCCUGAAGGAGGAGGAGCUGACCAGUCUUCUGAACAGUUUGGGAAUCAUCUGCCACGAUAGUACCAUCAAUUACCUUGACUUCUUGAGAGCCUUGGAGAAGGGCAAGGCAAGCAGACCCCAGCCAAGAGAGAAAGAAGAAAGUGUGCCGGUCAACUUCUCCACAGUGAACCCGGAGGCGGUGGUGAAGAGCAUCCAGGAGGUGGUCAGCGCCUCCCAGCUGGCCUUGUUACAGGCAUUUUCCGCAUUGGACAAAGAGGACACAGGGUUUUUAAAGGCUGCAGAUUUCGGACAAGUCCUUAAGGACUUCUGCUACAAGCUGACAGACAGCCAGUACCAUUACUUUUUGAGGAAACUAAGAAUUCAUCUAAUGCCCUACAUACACUGGAAGUAUUUUCUCGAGAACUUCGGCUGUUUCCUAGAGGAGACCGCUGAUGAGUGGGCUGAGAAAAUGCCCAGAAUCCCGCCCCCUGCGUCUCCCAGAGAAGCAGCCCACAGAGAGCUGCUGGCGCGUCUCCACAAAGCCGUGACCUCCCACCACCGCGCCUUCGCCCAGGAGCUGGAGAACUUCGACACCGGUAAAACCAACACGGUCUCCAGAGAUGAGUUCAGGGCCACCUGCACCCGCCACCUGCAGACCCUGACGGACGAGCAGUUUGACAGGCUCUGGAGCGAGAUGCCCGUGAAUGCCAAGGGGAGGCUGAAGUACCAGGAGUUCCUGAGCAGGUUCAGCGCAGAGCGGGCAGCCACGCCGCCGGCCACGGGCGACUCUGUCCAGGCGCAGAAGGGAAGCAGCGUCCCCGAGAUCUCAGAGGGAACCCGAUCUGCUGUCGCCUCACCCACGCGGGACCUGAGGGCAGGGCUAAAGUCACGGAGUCACCCCUGUACCCCUGCAGGCACCCCGCCGCUGCAGAACUGUGAACCCAUCGAGAGCCGGCUCCGGAGGCAGGUCCAGGGCUGCUGGCGGGAGCUGCUAAAGGAAUGCAAGGAGAAGGACACAGGGAGGCUGGGGACCAUCACCGCGCCAGAGUUCCUGGCUCUCGUGGAGAAGUUCCGCCUGGACGUGAGCAAAGAGGAGAGCCAGCAGCUCCUCGUGAAGUACGACCUGAGGGACAACGGCACGUUCGCCUACUGCGACUUCAUCCAGAGCUGCGUGCUGCUGCUCAGGCCCAAGGAGACCUCGCUGAUGCAGCGCAUGCGGAUCCAGAACGCGCACAAGAUGAAAGAAGCUGGUGCCGAGACAGCCUCCUUUUACUCAGCUCUGCUGCGCAUCCAGCCCAAGAUCCUGCACUGCUGGAGGCCCAUGAGACGCAUGUUCAAAGCCUACGACGAGGGCGGGACAGGGUUGCUGAGCACGGAUGAUUUCAGGAAGGUGCUGAGGCAGUUCAGCAUCAACCUCUCUGAGGAGGAGUUCUUCCACCUGCUCGAGUACUACGACAAGACACUGUCCUCCAGGGUCCCCUACAAUGACUUCCUCCGGGCCUUCCUGCAGUAGCACGGCCGCAGCACAUCCCGAAGGCAGGCCAGGCCACGUCCGUCUCUGCCACCGACAAAAUCUUAGACCGAGGGGUCUGACGAGUGUCCCAGCGCAUCUACAGAUACCGACACCAGCCCAGCCUGCGGGUCAAAACCUGUCUCACUGCUACAGGGCGGCCCUGCUGGCCUCAGCAGCCUCACUAGUUUGAACAAAUAAAAUAGUCUUUGCAGGGAUGAUUCGUGACACUUUAAAAGAACUACAAAUGAUAAAAUACUUCAGAACUUGG